AUCGUGCGGAACACACAACACUGGCAAAGCCAAUACACAUCUCUCUUUCUGCAGAGCAGAAAUGGCAAAGGCGCCUCUGUUACGUGCAAACACAAAGGCUUCUAUCUGGUCACAAUCGAGCCCAGAAGUCUUAAGAUUGAAGGAGGACCAAGAACGCAAGCAGAACUGGAAGCGUUGGGGUCCUUAUCUUUCUGAACGGCAAUGGGGCACAGUCAGAGAAGACUAUUCAGCUGAUGGGGGCUGUUGGGAUUAUUUCACCCAUGACCAGUCAAGAUCCAGGGCGUACCGCUGGGGCGAGGACGGUUUGCUGGGGAUAACUGAUCGUGAAUGUCGGCUAUGCUUCGGUCUUUCUCUAUGGAAUGGAAAAGACCCGAUAUUGAAGGAGAGAUUGUUUGGCCUGACUGGACCAGAAGGUAAUCAUGGUGAAGAUGUAAAAGAAUGUUACUAUUAUCUUGACUCUCUGCCUACGCACAGCUACAUGAAAGCUCUGUACAAAUAUCCCCAAAAUGAGUUUCCAUAUCAGUGGAUUGUUGAGGAGAACAGGCGAAGAACUGUUCAGGAUUUGGAAUUUGAACUUUGUGAUACAGGUGUAUUCGACGUAGGUUAUUGGGACAUCACGGCGGAAUAUGCAAAAAAUGCUCCAAAUGAUAUCUUGAUAAAAAUCACCGUUAGCAACCGCGGGACAGAUCCAGCCACCAUCACAGUCCUGCCAACACUCUGGUUUCGAAAUACCUGGAUCUGGGGGUGUACGCACGAGGGUUGCACCAUGAAGGCUAGGAUAAAGCAGGAAGGCGCGGGACGUGUCAGGACAAAGCAUGAUACAUUGGAUGAUUUUGUGUUUGACUUUGAGGGCUCGGAGCAGGGCAGUGAGGCAACGUUGCUUUUUACUGAAAACGAAACAAAUAGCGAGAAAUUGUACGGGGUAUCCCAGUACACGUCUUACACAAAGGAUGCGUUUCAUCGUUACGUCAUAAACGACGAGAAAGAGGCGAUCAGUCCUGAUAAACGAGGCACAAAGGUCGCCGCGCAUCACGUGUUGGAGGUCCAGGGGGGUGAGGAACGCGUUCUCAGAUGCAGAUUAACCAUCGCUAAGGACGCCUCAGAUAAACCCUUCGGUGAAGACUUUGAGAAGAUUUUUAAAAGUAGGAAAAAAGAUGCUGAUCAGUUCUAUGACGCUGUUAUAUCAGAUAAACUUUCGGACGAGGAGAAGUUGGUUUCUCGACAGUCGUAUGCCGGCCUGCUUUGGACUAAACAGUUUUAUCAUUAUAUCAUCAAGGACUGGCUCAUCGGAGAUCCCGAACAACCCGCGCCACCCGAAAGUCGGGCGCAGGGACGAAACUCGGAGCCUGAGUGGAGGCAUCUGUUUAAUAGAGACAUUAUAUCAAUGCCCGAUAAGUGGGAGUAUCCAUGGUAUGCAUCUUGGGAUCUUGCCUUCCACAUGGUCCCAAUGGCCAAGAUCGAUCCAGAAUACGCUAAAUCUCAACUUCUCCUGUUCCUUCGUGAAUGGUACAUGUCUCCUAACGGUCAACUGCCUGCGUACGAGUUCGCUUUGAGCGACGUGAACCCCCCGGUUCAUGCAUGGGCGUGUCUGUGCGUCUACAGGAUGUCUGGACCAAAAGGAAAGAGGGAUGACGUGUUCCUUGCACGUUGUUUUCAAAAGUUGCUCUUGAAUUUUACAUGGUGGGUGAAUCGGAAAGAUCCAAAUGGAAGAAACAUUUUUGGUGGAGGAUUUCUGGGUCUUGACAACAUCGGUGUUUUUGAUCGUUCAAAACCUCUCCCAACUGGUGGUUAUCUCGAGCAGGCUGAUGGCACAGCUUGGAUGGCGUUUUACUGCACCGUCAUGCUUUCGAUUGCCCUGGAACUUGCGGUGUGGAAAGAUCCCAGUUACGAAGACAUGGCUUCGAAGUUCUUCGAACAUUUUGUCGAUAUUUCCGACGCGAUGAACCACAAAGGAUUGUGGGACGAGGAAGAUGGAUUCUACUACGAUCAACUAAGGUUUGACGAGAGGCGAGAAUGUAAACUCCGUGUGAGAUCCAUGGUGGGACUCAUACCUCUCUACGCGGUCCUGGUAAUCAACGACGAGUAUGUUGACAAACUGCCCGGGUUCAAGAAAAGAAUGGACUGGUUCUUGAAAAACAGAGAAGAUUUGAGAAAUGAGAUAUCGUACAUGAAUAUAGACGGCGCCUCAAAAUAUCAUCACUUGCUGGCCAUUCCUUCGCCAGAUAAACUCCGCUCUGUACUCAAGUACUUACUGGAUGAAGAUGAAUUCCUUUCUCCGUACGGGGUAAGAGCCCUGUCUCGCUAUCACAAGGACCAUCCGUUCGAAGUGAACGUAGAAGGGGUCAGUCAUCGCGUUGAGUAUGUCGCGGCCGAGUCGAACACCUACAUGUUUGGCGGUAAUAGCAACUGGCGAGGCCCUAUAUGGUUGUGUGUGAAUUACCUUCUGGUCGAAUGCUUGGAGCGAUACGAUUAUUUCUUCGGAGAUCAGUUUAAAGUGGAAUGUCCAACUGGCUCAGGGAACAUGAAACGACUGCGAGAUGUGAGCGCGGAGAUACGGAACCGUCUUACCCAUAUCUUCCUGCCCGAUGAAAAUGGUCGUCGACCCUGUCAUGGCGAUGAUGAAAGAUACGCAGUGGACGAGAACUGGAAAGAUCUUGUUUUGUUUUACGAGUUUUUCGAUGGCGACACUGGCCGGGGUUGUGGGGCAAGCCACCAAACUGGCUGGACCUCAGUAGUCUCACGCUGUUUCGACAAAAUUGCGGCUGCUCGCGAGCAGGAAGAUGACUCUUGAAUAAGGAAACCACAAAAACUAGUGGAUGUGAAAGUUUUAACACUAAUCAAUCACCCUUACACUGGGGCAGAAGAUUCCCUGCUACAGGGCAAGCCCUCAGCACUCUUUACAUUUUUAUUAUCUUUCUACUGUUAAUUCGAAGACUAAUCCAGUUGAUGUAGUUAUUUUAUGGAUUGUAAAAUAUUGAAUCAAAUAUUUAACAAUACUCUUUCACU
Molecule: messenger RNA, 3006 nt
Organism: Dendronephthya gigantea
Lineage: Eukaryota; Metazoa; Cnidaria; Anthozoa; Malacalcyonacea; Nephtheidae
Exons: 14
Coding region: 62-2791 (909 amino acids)
Biological process (GO): oligosaccharide metabolic process; protein N-linked glycosylation
Cellular component (GO): endoplasmic reticulum membrane
Molecular function (GO): Glc3Man9GlcNAc2 oligosaccharide glucosidase activity
Source: RefSeq, a predicted model, not a curated record